Messenger RNA from Hibiscus syriacus, 579 nucleotides. Its product is annotated as germin-like protein 9-3. Gene Ontology annotation, cellular component: cell wall. NCBI's taxonomy places the organism in Eukaryota, Viridiplantae, Streptophyta, Magnoliopsida, Malvales, Malvaceae. The record is from RefSeq and is a predicted model, not a curated record. The transcript is spliced from 2 exons. The coding region runs from base 43 to 513 and encodes 156 amino acids. Gene Ontology annotation, molecular function: manganese ion binding.
AAUAACACUCUAUUGGAUGGAAACUUCUUCUCCUAUACCGGCAUGAGGCCACUCGUUAACUCUCCUCCACCAACAAAUUUCACCGUCACGAAAGCAACCAUGGCUGAGUUCCCUGCCCUUAAUGGCCAGAGUGUUUCCUAUGCUGUGUUAGAGUACCCUGCUGGCUCUGUUAACCCUCCUCAUACGCAUCCUCGUGCCGCCGAGCUUUUGUUCCUCACCUAUGGCAUACUUGAAGUUGGAUUUCUUGACACCACUAACAAGCUGUUUACACGAAGGCUUCAAGCUGGUGACAUGUUUGUGUUUCCCAAGGGAUUAGUCCAUUAUCAGUUCAACUGCGCCGAGAACGAUUCAGCUAUAGCGGUUUCGGCCUUCGGUAGCGCAGCUGCCGGCACUGUCUCGGUUCCUUCUACGGUGUUUGCGACGAACAUCGAUGAUGACGUCUUAGCAAAGUCUUUCAAAACGGAUGUUGACACAAUUCAGAAGCUCAAAGCAGGGUUCCAACCUAAGGCCUGAGAUGGGGGAUUCUAAGUUAAAUAUGUAUGUUUGGUCUAAUUCUGCUGCAAAGUGGGGAUUUAUCAU